Molecule: messenger RNA, 1106 nt
Organism: Fundulus heteroclitus (mummichog)
Lineage: Eukaryota; Metazoa; Chordata; Actinopteri; Cyprinodontiformes; Fundulidae
Product: GDNF family receptor alpha-1-like
Exons: 3
Biological process (GO): nervous system development
Cellular component (GO): external side of plasma membrane; signaling receptor complex
Molecular function (GO): signaling receptor activity
Source: RefSeq, a predicted model, not a curated record
CGGUCAUUUAGUGGAAAGACGCAUGACGUCACACAUCCCAUGCGUUGCACAUCUCGAUCCCUUCAGUUUUCCCUCAGAGUGGAGGUUGGUCCGGAUCAAACAGCGUAAUUACUCUGUGGUUUCACCUGCUCUGCAUGGAGGGAUUAUUUAUUUUUAUUUAUUUGUUUUUUUCAAAUGUUGGGAUACAAUUUAUAUUGAUGGACAAAACUAACUUUCUCCACACCUUGGUUAAGUUCUACUGAUUGUUCAGUUUGCGGGCGGCCACUGACUGUUUUUUUUUUUUUUUUUUUUUUUUUUGCGCUGUGGUGUUUUAUUAAGUUUGGCCCCCCUCAUGCGCAACUCUAACAGCGCGCAUCGGCUGCUCAGACUCAGAGCGGUCGGAACAACAGCGGGGCGAAGUGGGAACAGUCAGUCAGCGCUGAUUCACGACUUAGGCUACUUGUUCUGAGGGUCUUUCAGGAAGAGAACGGCGGAUUCUCAAGGCGGUGGUUUUAUUCGAGCAUUUGGAUUGCCACUGUUGGAUCUAAAGAAUGUGUCGCUACCUCGGCUCACCUGAUCGGCAGCCAGAAGGAAAGUGGAUCAGUCCGACGAGUUCUUCUGGGAGUUUAUUUUAAUUCCAGCAACAGUUGACUAAAUCUUCAAAAAAGACAUUCAAGAAGCGCAAUGAUUUUAACUUUGGUAUUUAUUUUGUCCAUUUUGGAUUCGUUGUUCACCUUGAAAGGUGACGGCGGCUCAGCCUCCCGUGCUGUCCGUCUGGACUGCGUGAAGGCCAGCGAGCAAUGUCUGAAGGAGUACUCCUGCAGCACCAAGUACCGGAUGAUGAGGCAGUGCGUGGCGGGGAGGGAGAGCAACUUCAGCGCGGUCACCGGUCCCGAGGCGCAGGGCGAGUGCCGCAGCGCCAUAGAAGCCAUGAAGCAGAGCUCCCUGUACAACUGCAGGUGCAGGAGAGGCAUGAAGAAGGAGAAGAACUGCCUCAGGAUCUUUUGGAGCAUAUUUCAGAGUUUGCAAGGUAAUGAUUUACUGGAAUACUCUCCAUAUGAACCAGUCAAUAGCCGGCUCUCAGACAUCUUUCGCUUGGCUCCCAUCAUAGCUGGUAAGAGGCUGAA